GCUACACUCUGCAACCGACCGCCAUCUGGGAGUCAGCGGGAAGGUGGCUGGUGGAGCAGCAGGGUUGGAGUUACACGCCUCCGCCGGAGCAUUUCGCCUUCUCGGCCAGUGUCGUGACCAGCGCCGCCAACAUCAUCCGAGCAAUGACAAACCCAGGGGACCAGAUCGCGUUGAUGGUUCCGCUCUAUGCGCCGCUCCAGAACAUCGUCCUUGCCUGCGAUCGCACCUUGAUACGAUAUCACCUUCAGCAAAACAAGUCCGGCCAGUACGACAUGGACGUCAAGGGAAGCUUGUCUGCCUUACUGGACACCAAGAACAUCAAGAUCCUCAUCCUCUGCAAUCCGCACAACCCAAUUGGCCGUGUGUGGAAGCGUGAGGAGUUGCUCGAUCUUGCCCGGAUCUGUCAGAAGAGAGGUGUCGUGGUCAUGUCAGACGAGAUCUGGGCCGAUUGGUGCUUCGAACGCUUCACUCCAUUUCAGCCUGUUGCGCAAGAGGUGGGUUGCAAGUGCAUCACGCUCGGCGCGCCGACGAAAACUUGGUCAAUGGCCGGCCUACACGCCUCGUAUGUCGUCGUGGCCGACGACGAGUUGCGCAAGCAGUACCUUGAGUACACAGAGCCGAGCUUUCUGACCUUCGCCAGCAUCUUUGCCACUGAGAUGAUGCUCGUGGCUUACGACCGAGGAGGCCCCUGGUUCCAGGCCGCGAAGGCCUACAUCAAGGCGAACAUAGUCUUCUUGGAACACUUCCUCCUGGCCCACGUUCCUGGUGUGCGCCUUGUGCCACACCAGGCCACCUACUUGGCCUGGCUGGACUGCUCUGGUCUGGGCUUCGAUUCCGGAAAGGAGUUGAACAGCUUCAUCCUCCACGAGGCUCGGCUUGUUCUUUCUCCCGGGAGCGAGUUCGACGACGAGAAGUCCUGGCAUUUCCAGCGGAUGAACAUCGCCUGCAGCAGGUGUCUGCUCGAAGAAGCCGGGUCCCGCUUGCUUGCCGCCGUGGCGCGGCGCAGCAGGACUCGAUAG
Messenger RNA from Symbiodinium sp. CCMP2456, 1019 nucleotides. The record is from the annotation of a GenBank genome assembly. NCBI's taxonomy places the organism in Eukaryota, Dinophyceae, Suessiales, Symbiodiniaceae.